Molecule: messenger RNA, 1496 nt
Organism: Indicator indicator
Lineage: Eukaryota; Metazoa; Chordata; Aves; Piciformes; Indicatoridae
Gene: TXNDC15
Product: thioredoxin domain containing 15
Exons: 7
Coding region: 1-1470 (489 amino acids)
Biological process (GO): cilium assembly
Cellular component (GO): cilium
Source: RefSeq, a predicted model, not a curated record
AUGGCUGCAGGAAGCGCUGCCCGGGGCCUGAAGGAACGCGUGUGGCUGCGUGAGGGGCAAUCGGCGGAGCUGACGGCGGAACGCCUGGAUAAAACCAGACUGAUUUGUGCGAACGCCGCUGUGGUGAUAGUGUCCUCGACGCUGCGGCCGGCGCUGCCCUCCCUUGCCCGGACACCUCUUCUCAGAGCAGUUAGCGCAGGCCGAGCGCUCGGGGGACGAAGGCCGCGCGGGCGAGGCGCAGCUUAUCCUCUUGACAGCACUCGGACCCGGUCCCGGGCGGAGCCGCUGCCCGAGCCCUGCCGCACCCUCUACCGGCAGCGCGAGCCAGCACAGCGCGCCCCUGCCCAAGACAAGAUGGCGCUACGCACGCACGAGCGGGCGGAAUGCCUGCGCCGGAAGCGGAAGUGCUCCCUGGUUAUGCAGGAAGUAGCCGUUGUCCGGGGAGACGCCGCGCUGAGGAGGCGGCAGGGGCUGGGGCAGAGCCGAGGACCAGGUGGCGUGCGCAGAGAGGCGGAGGUCCGGCCGCAGCUCGGUUCUGACAUCUCCCUUCCCGGCGCAGGGGCAGUGACGGAGCAGAGUGCCGGCGGGCAGCCACCUGUCCCCGAGGGCGGCGGAGAACCGGUGCGGUACCGGACUGCGGAGAUGGCGGACGCUAUGCUGGGCAGCGGGCUCCCCGCGCAGCGGGCCGUGAUGCUCUCGGUGGUGCCGGGGGAGGCGAAGGACGGCCAGGCGCUCCCCAUCGCCAAGGGGGCUUGCGAUGCGGAGGCCGGAGGCGAUGCGUGCGUGGCAGACAGCAGCCCCUCGGCGCCCCUCGGGCCGGCGGGCGGCCAGGGCCCGGAGCAGGCCGUGCUGGAGACGGUGCUGCCUGCGGAGGAGUCUAACAACACUGACAGCACCAAAUCUCCCAAAGUGAACUGCGAGGAGAGAAACACCACCGGUAUCGACCGCUUCACGCUGCAGAUCCUGAACGUGUCCCAGGACUUGAUGGAGUUCCUGAACCCAAACAGCAGCAGCUGUACCUUAGUGCUGUUCUAUACACCGUGGUGCCGCUUUUCUGCCAGCCUGGCACCUCACUUUAACUCUUUACCUCGGGCAUUUCCAACUCUUCACUUCCUGGCACUGGAUGCAUCUCAGCACAGCAGUUUAUCAACUAGAUUUGGAACUGUGGCUGUCCCCAAUAUCCUCCUUUUCCAAGGUGCUAAGCCGAUGGCCAGGUUUAAUCACACAGACAGAACACUGGAAACACUGAAAGACUUCAUUUUUAACCAGACAGGUAUAGAAGCUAAAAGCGACGUGGCUGUGACCCAAGAGGACUGGGAGGGUCCCCUGCCCAGUGUUCUGACCAAAGGCAUAGACUGGCUGCUGCUCUUCUCUGUGCUCUUCCUGGCCAGCUUUGUCAUGUAUGCAACUGUCCGAACCGAGAGCAUUCGCUGGCUGCUGCCCGGGCAGGAGCACGAACACCAGGAGUAACUGGAGCUGCUGGAGCCAGGACAGGA